Bursaphelenchus okinawaensis is the source of this 1096-nucleotide messenger RNA. NCBI's taxonomy places the organism in Eukaryota, Metazoa, Nematoda, Chromadorea, Rhabditida, Aphelenchoididae. The record is from the annotation of a GenBank genome assembly.
AUGCAGACUCAGCUGAAAGAUCGGAAGGAGGAAGCCGACUCCUUGAAGGCCGUCGCCUUCUGUGGAGUCGCUUUGGCCACCAUCGCCACCUUAUCCUGCGUGAUCCUGGUGCCAAUGGUCUACAGCCACAUUCAACACGUACAGUCUGGCAUGCAGAGUGAGCUGGACUUCUGCAAACUGAGGUCGGGCAACAUCUGGAAGGAGGUUUCACGCACUCAAGUGAGUUUAUCAUAAUUUUGUCUAUGUUUGGGAUCUUUACUAUCAAUAAUUUUAUCUUCUUGUGGCUGUAUUUUGCAUUUUAUUAAGGUUUUUGCUUGUAAUAUUCACGUUAUAACACUUUACAAUUACUUUUUCUACUUUCAUAAUAUUGUUAUAGGUUUUGGGCAAAGUGUUCCCUCGUGUCCGUCGUGAAGUUGGCUAUGACUCAUCUCCAGCUGACAGCCCAGUAUCCACAACUCCUUCAUCGUGGGCUUCUUCUCUACCUAGCCCAGCUCCAAGAAACGCCUGCUGCGGUUGUGGUGUCUCACCAAAAGGACCACCAGGACCACAAGGAGAGAACGGUGAACCAGGACAUGAUGGACCACCAGGAGAACCAGGAUCGGAUGGAGAAGACGGACAUCCUCCACUUCCAGCUCCUAAGGUCGACUUCUGCUUUGACUGCGAAGAGGGACCACAAGGACCACCUGGUGCUCCAGGACCAAAGGGACAACCAGGCUGGCCUGGAGAGCGUGGUGAACCAGGACCAUACGCUGAGAUGGGACAACAAGGAUCAGUCGGAGAGAGAGGUCCCCAAGGAGAGCCAGGCCCACAAGGACGACAAGGAAACCGUGGUCAUCCAGGUAGACUAUUGCCCGGCCCAACUGUUACUGGUCCACCCGGCCCACCAGGACCAGAAGGACGACCAGGAAUCCGUGGUGAGAAGGGAGAACCAGGCAAAGCCGGACUUAAAGGUGAAGCAGGCAAACCCGGUAACGCUGGUCCUGACGGUCGUCCAGGUAAACGUGGACCACCUGGCGAGGAAGGACAAACUGGACCAGAAGGACCAAAGGGAAGCUGCGACCACUGUGGGCCAGCCAAGACUGCUCCAGGCUACUAA